Molecule: messenger RNA, 2644 nt
Organism: Melanotaenia boesemani (Boeseman's rainbowfish)
Lineage: Eukaryota; Metazoa; Chordata; Actinopteri; Atheriniformes; Melanotaeniidae
Product: SH2 domain-containing adapter protein F-like
Exons: 9
Coding region: 372-1604 (410 amino acids)
Molecular function (GO): phosphotyrosine residue binding
Source: RefSeq, a predicted model, not a curated record
GUUGUGUAGGGAGCAGACUGCUGCUCUACGGGCCAGUCCUGCUGCUAACGUUGGCUGACUGACCUGGUUUUCUGUAUUUGUAUUUCUUUUUUGACUUAAUGUCUAUUUUUUUUAUCUUUAGUCCGGACGGCGUUAAAGAGAAACACCGGAUGAUAACCAGAAAGACAUAACUGGAGCGGGGAACCGUCAAUGAAAAGAAAGAGGAAAAUCAUCAAGUGCUGCUCCUAAAGCUCCCCAAAGACAUCAUCUCUCUUGCAAGUCCUAAUUUUGCCAAAUUGCCUCCUCCAAGUACAAACUCCUUAUGCAAAAGAUGCACAGAAGGCACCACAGAUAGUCAAACCAGUUGACCCGGCUCAUUUCCCUGUAGAUCCAUGGCAAAGUGGCUGAAGGACUACUUAAAUUUUGGCAGCAGGCGAGAUCCUCCACAGCCCCCAAGGCCAGAUUACACUGAAAGUGAGAUUUUGAGGGCCUACAGAGCUCAGAAAGAGCUGGAUUUUGAGGAUCCUUACCAACACUCUGAUAAGGAGCACCAGAAUGGCAGUUUCAGCUCCUGUAGUGCAACAGUGAGCCUUCCCUCUUUCCCUGCAUUUGGUUCAGUGCUGCCUAACGGUGUGGAGGUGAAAGUCGUGUCUCCGAAACACAGGCUAAUUAAAGUGGACUCUCAGGAGUUUGGGCGCUGUAAAAUUCCCCUGAGUCCUGUGACUGUUCAAGAAGAGCCUGUGGUUCCCUCCGCCCCAGCAGCAUCAGAUGCUGACACGGACUACUCUGAUCCAUUUGAUGCACAGCCAGACCCAAGAUCCAGACCAAACUGGGAGCCCAAAUCUGCACCAACAGACUGCUGCAGCUACAUGGAGCCAUUUGAGGCACAACGAAUUAUUUCAGAACUACAACUUGGCAUGACGACUAACAGGUCUGGUAGUGGCCAGUUAUACGAUAAUCCUUAUGAGGAGAGGAGUCGUCACCACCAUCGAGCUGCUCCACCAACACAACAGCAAACCGUGAGGGUUGAGGGAGGACUUGGCCUGAUAGACAGCAGGGAGAGCAGGCUGCCUCAGGACGAUGAAAGGCCAGCUGAUGAAUAUGAUCAGCCCUGGGAGUGGAAGAAGGAUAACAUCUCUAAAGCUCUAGCAGUCCAGUUUGAAGGUGCAGAAAGGGAGCGCUCACGAGCUCAUACAGAACAGAGCAGGCUUACCAAAGCAGGCACCACAUCGGACACAACUACACUCCGUCUGGUUGGUGACACUCCUCCUCUCCUGGGGGAGAGAGUGGAUCCAUUGCUCCCUCUGGAAAAGCAAGUAUGGUACCAUGGAGCCCUGAGCCGCUCAGAGGCAGAAUCUUUGCUGACUCUCUGCAAGGAGAAUUCUUACCUGGUGAGAAACAGCCAGACCUGCAAGAAUGACUACUCACUUUCACUCAGGAGCUGUAAUGGCUUCAUGCACAUGAAGUUCACCCGGUCUACAGACAGCUGUUUUGUUCUUGGGGAGAACAGUCCUCCCUUUGCCACUAUCCCUGAGGUCAUCCACUACUACACUACACACAAGCUGCCAAUCAGAGGAGCUGAGCACAUGUCCCUGCUGUAUCCUGUCAUAGUGCAGACCCUCUGACCCUGACACACACAUACUGUCUCUCCUGGUGCUACUGACAACCAUACAUACUCAACAUUUACGUAUUUCUACCACUCUCCUUGAUACCUUUUCAAUGCCAUUCUACCUGCACUGCUUUAAAGAGAUUGGGCUGUUUUGUGCCAUGUUUUCUUUUUAUCCCACUCCCAGUAACUACACUGGUGGUUUAACAAGAGAGCGGAGUGCCUCAUGAACCUGUGAAAAAGUGUUGUCACUGAACUCCAGAACAUCAGCAACCAUUGAUAGGAUUUUUAGCUGUGUACAUUUAGGGCAAAGAAAAAAAUUAAUUCUAGUCUUGAAGUGUCUUGAAACAGAAGAAGUUAUAUGAUAUUAUACGGAGAGUUUUCUUCAUUACUGUCUGCAGAGUUAAUAAUAGGAGACUGUACUAUGAAGGGACUUUCAGAUCAUAAUGGCCAGUUGCAUUAUUUGGACCUUUAGCUUGUGCCAAUAAUCCCAAGUGAUUUUUUUACCCCUCUCCUUAUUUUAAUGUAAAUUCUCUAAAAGACUGAACAAAAUGAUGGAGGUUGGUCAUGAGGCUUUACACUAGCUGUAGGUGUUUGAAUAUGUACUUGACAGGUUGCUGUAGCUACAAAUACUGUUAAUUCCCUUUAAGUAUUAGUUAUCAUAUGAACCAAACACUACAUGAUUAAUCAUGGCCAUCUUUUGGCUCUGAAAAAUCUGUGUGUUUCAGAGGCCUGUGAAUGUUCUAUGAUGAUAUAGAUAUGUGCCCUUCAAUGUUUUCUCGAUUCGUCAUGUUAAUGUGUUAAUAGCACAUGUCAGACAGACGUGACACAUUCCUGCAAUACUAGUUUAUAGAGUAAUAACCACAGUAUUAUACUAAAAGCUUGUGGUUUUGUCAUCCCGAUUAUCAAAUAAGCUUUGGUAGUUUAAUUACUGUUUUAUAAGAUUUUAAAUGUCAGCUCAAAAUAAAGGUGUUGUCUGUUUUCAAAUUGUGUGUGUAUUGUGUUAUUUUAUAGAUCGUUGUAACUACAUGGGGUUAAUAAAAGUCAGUGAAAUAAAAU